This is a messenger RNA of Amphimedon queenslandica, 772 nucleotides long. RefSeq lists its product as uncharacterized. The record is from RefSeq and is a predicted model, not a curated record. Gene Ontology annotation, molecular function: protein binding. Gene Ontology annotation, biological process: signal transduction. Bases 37 to 711 code for a protein of 224 amino acids. NCBI's taxonomy places the organism in Eukaryota, Metazoa, Porifera, Demospongiae, Haplosclerida, Niphatidae. The transcript is spliced from 3 exons.
AGACUAUUAUAAUAAAAGUUAUUUUAAAAGUUAAAAAUGGCAUCUUCAAAGAAGGCACCAGAAUUGGUUGUUCUGCAGGAAUUCGCUGAUAUUAUACAAGAAGCUAUUGUAGAGCCUCUAUCUCUUUCAUCCAAACUUUAUUCUAGAGAUAUCAUUGAUAGGAAAGUCCAAAUGUCAGUCCUGGAGCACGGGAGUAGCUCUUAUGACAAAGCAAUGACUCUUCAUAAAGCAAUUGAAGCUAAGAUACAGGCAGCAGGGAGCGAAUCUGAAAGGGCUAAAAUAUUUAUGAUUGUUCUUGAGACAAUGGAAGAUCAGAUACCAUUGGAUAGUGUGGCUGAGAGGAUGAGAGAUAGAUAUGAGAAAGUUAAGUCAGAGGGGCCAACUGAAGCUGCUCCUACUGAUGAAUUAGCUGAUCUAAAAUCAAAGACGCCUAUAAAGCGUCUAAGUGAAGUGUUGAAUGCAUUGAUUGAAGCAUCAGACAAAUGGUAUCAGAUUGGUAUACAGUUGGACAUCCCAUCACAUGCAUUGAAAUCCAUUCAAAAGGAAAACCGUGAAGAUAAAGACAGGCUCAUGUUUAUGCUUGAUCAUUGGAUAACUAAUGAAAAGAGUGAAGUAACAUGGGAAUCAGUCAUCAAUGCUCUGAUUUCUCCUUCUGUUGAGCGCAGAUCAAUUGCUUAUAAAGUGAAAGAAAAAUUUAUAUCAUCCAGUUAAUUAAUCAGACAACUAAUAAUAAUUAUGUAGUACUUUUAGAAUUGAGUUUAUACUUAUCCUA